CUGUUGAGUUGGUGUUAGGUACGUUGUUUGGUGGAACAUUCACAUCUGUUGCGCCGGAGCGCCGGUAAAGAUCUUCAAGAUAGAUUAGGUACUUGAAUUGUGUUUUUCUAUCAUGUCUUUAUUCAUUAUUUAAUUAAAUAAUCGAGCUUAACUGUGUGAGCACCAAGAACCUAUUACAAUGGGUGUUCGAGGACUACAAACAUUCCUGGAACAGUACUGUCCAUCAGCCUGUUACUGGGUAAAAAUCGCAGAAUUGGCCGCCAAAUACAAAGAAGAGACAGGAAAAGAACCAGUGAUCGCUGUAGAUGCCCAAUCAUGCUACGGAUUAUGGUGCAAAGGACUAGAUUGGGUGAUUGGAUUCGAAAUCCAAGAAUUUCUCCACCGGUUAAGAAUGUUCGUCGAAUCGUUCACCAAAGUCGGCGUCAAGAUUGUGUUUUUCUUCGGUGGUCUGACCGUCGAGAAGAAACGUGCAUCGUGGAUUGGUCGUAGGAGGCGGAAUUUACGAGAUAUUUACGACGUAGUCGGUAUACUCGAAAAAGGAACUCUGACCAAAGAUCUUCCGGAGAGAUAUGCUUCGUUACCCCCAACGAUGGGAAUUUUCACGUCUAUGUUCUUGAAGUAUAUUUUGGGAUGCGAAGUUUACAUGACGAUAGAGGAAUGCGACGAAGAGAUCAUCGAAUACGUUCAUAAAAACGAUUGUUUCGCUAUCUUCGCCCAAGAUUCGGAUUUCCUCGCUAGCGAUAUUAAAUGCGCCGUGUUAUCUUCGAAGAACUUCAAUAUGGGUACCAUGACGACGUUACUUUAUGAACGCGAAGUGCUAGCUAAAAUAUUACGUAUCCGAACCGAUCAGUUACCUUUGCUAGCGGUGUUGGCCGGAAACGAUUUGAUUGACUUUGAAAUACUUAAGGGGUUUCAUUGCUCGAUAUGCGGAAUAAAAUUCGAAAACAACGUGAAAUUCGACAUGCUGAUGCCAGCCAUCGGUAGAUAUAUCAAUAAACUGCCAGACCAGCCUAUCGACGAAUUACUGAAAACGAUUUCCAUCGACGUGUUCGGCGAUGAAUCCGCUCUAGGCUUGAUUAAAGCUUGCUACAACAGUUAUUUGGUCCAGGAGACUCCUAAGAUAACGAAUCCGGCCACGAAAUGGUCCAGAGUGUUGCAAAUUGCUCGGUUUCGCCAUAGAAAUGUCUUGACGCCGGCUGCCAUCUGGGGUGUACUGAGUAAUCAAGUUUUCGAACUAGCGGUGACCUUCGAAGAUCUGAGAAGAGCUAAUAAUAACCGAGUUCGAGCUAACUCGUUCAUACCUAGUGCUACGGUGACGCGUUUGCUGCGUCAAAAAAUGUACGGAAUUUUGUUAUACGAGUACGAGCAUUUGGCCGACGUUGAGAUAAAGGAAUGGUGCGGCGAGAAUGAAGAUAGUUAUCUGCAACCGGUGAUAGUCAAGCCUGUUGAACCUACUGUUCAUCACCCUGGCUUGUUACAAUUAUGGAGUGAUAAUAAUAGCGAUCGACACAUUCAAAUGAAAUGGAAAUUGUUUUUAUCGAGUAUCUCGCCUAAUAUAACCUCCGUCAACGAAUGGACAGCUUUGACCGAAGAUCUGGUUGCUAUUUCGGCGGCUCUUUUUUACCUUUUCGAGCAAGAAUUCUUUAGUGGUUUCGAAAUGAAUGCUGCGAUGGCUACGGUAGCCACAUUCUCCCUGUACAGUCGAGAGAGAUUGGAAACUUUAUAUUACGGACCACAUAAUUCGAGAGCAACCCACAUUAGCGUUGCAGUAAUUAGAACUUUCAGUAUGGUUAUCAUGUUAAUGGCUGCUUGCGGUUAUCCGGUGCCCCUUUCUGGGGAUUUAGUUUUCAUUAAAUUCGAAGCCAAAUUGUUUCAAAUUAAGUACAAGGAUAUGAAGCAACGGAAAACGGUGGAGGAAAUGUGUGAAAAUGACGAAAGGUGCAUCGCUGUGUUCAACCAAAUGAGGAAAGCUCUCAGUCGCGCUACUCGUAAAAGUAAAAGAAAUACUAAUCGAAAACCUCAACCGAGUGAAAAUGACCAAAAACAGACUGAGGAUCAGGCUCAGACAGCGGAAUCGAAAGAAGCAUAAGGUGUGUUUCUUCGUUAUGCCCGCUACCCAGCUGGAAUUUUAGUAGUUAAGAAAUUGGUUUAUGUACAAGUCAAAGCAUUCGCAUUUACAAGUUAUCGAUUAAGUUUGUCGAAUUAUUUUAUAUUUUUUUCAUAGAUGAUUUUUGUUGACCUGAUAA
Messenger RNA from Planococcus citri (citrus mealybug), 2246 nucleotides. Its product is annotated as constitutive coactivator of peroxisome proliferator-activated receptor gamma-like. Gene Ontology annotation, cellular component: nucleus. The transcript has 9 exons. The record is from RefSeq and is a predicted model, not a curated record. NCBI's taxonomy places the organism in Eukaryota, Metazoa, Arthropoda, Insecta, Hemiptera, Pseudococcidae. The coding region runs from base 179 to 2089 and encodes 636 amino acids.